Messenger RNA from Heterocephalus glaber (naked mole-rat), 4645 nucleotides. It is a transcript of the gene Saal1, whose product is annotated as serum amyloid A like 1. Lineage: Eukaryota; Metazoa; Chordata; Mammalia; Rodentia; Bathyergidae. Gene Ontology annotation, cellular component: nucleoplasm. Gene Ontology annotation, biological process: positive regulation of synoviocyte proliferation. The record is from RefSeq and is a predicted model, not a curated record.
CCCCUCGCUUCCUUCUCGGCUUCCGGCGCAGCUCGGGAGCGUUGGGAGCGCGAGGUCAUGGACCGUAACCCGUCGCCGCCGACCCCGAGUCGGGAGGAUGAGGAUACGGAGGUGGCCGGGGGAGACUGCAUCGGGAGCACGGUCUACAGCAAGCACUGGCUCUUCGGUGUCCUCAGCGGGCUCAUCCAGAUUGUUACACCUGAAAACACCAAAUCCAACUCAGAUGAUGAGGAGCAGGUGAUGGAGCUUGAUGAAGAAAUGGAGAAUGAAAUUUGCAAAGUAUGGGAUAUGUCAAUGGAUCAGGAUGUGGCUUUAUUUCUCCAAGAAUUUAAUGCUCCUGACAUAUUUAUGGGAGUACUGGCCAAAUCUAAGUGUCCUCGAUUAAGAGAAAUCUGUGUGGGAAUUUUAGGUAAUAUGGCCUGUUUCCAGGAGAUAUGUGUGUCCCUCAGCAAUGAUAAAAAUCUUGGGCAAGUGUUAUUGCACUGUUUAUAUGAUUCAGAUCCACCUACUCUGCUGGAGACAAGCAGGUUGUUGCUUACUUGCCUUUCCCAGACAGAAGUGGCCAGUGUCUGGGUGGAAAGGACCCGGGAAUAUCCAGCUAUUUAUGAUAGCAUUUGUUUCAUCAUGUCAAGUUCAACAAAUGUUGACUUGCUGGUGAAGGUAGGGGAGGUUGUGGAUAAGCUCUUUGAUUUGGAUGAGAAACUAAUGUUGGAAUGGAUUAGAAAUGGGGCUGCUCCACCUCUGGACCAACCUAAGGAAGAUUCUGAAGAGCAGCCUGUGUUUAAGAUUGUGCCCUGUGUACUUGAAGCUGCCAAACAAGUACGUUCUGAAAACCCAGAAGGGCUUGAUGUUUACAUGCAUAUCUUACAGCUGCUUACCACAGUGGAUGACGGAAUUCAAGCAAUUGUACAGUGUCCUGAUACUUGGAAAGACACUUGGAAUUUACUUUUUGACCUGGUCUGCCAUGAAUUCUGCCAAUCUGAUGACCCGCCCAUCAUCCUCCAAGAACAGAAAACGGUGUUGGCCUCUGUGUUUUCAGUGUUGUCGGCCAUGUAUGCUUCACAGGCUGAACAGGAAUAUCUAAAAGUAGAAAAAGUAGAUCUUCCUCUAAUUGACAGUCUGAUUCGGGUGUUAGAAAAUGUGGAACAUUGUCAGAAGAAGCCAGAGAACUCAACAGAGUCUAACACAGAAGAAACUCAAAAGUCUGAUUUAACCCAAGAGGACUUCCACUUGAAAAUUUUAAAGGAUAUUUCAUGUGAAUUUCUUUCUAAUAUUUUGCAGGCAUUAACAAAGGAAACUGUGGCUCAGGGACUAAAGGAAGGCCAGUUAAGCAAACAGAAAUGUUCCUGUGCAUUUCAAAAUCUCCUUCCUUUCUAUAACCCUGUGGUGGAAGACUUUAUUAAAAUCCUGCAUGAAGUGGAUAAGGCCUUUGCUGAUGACCUGGAGGAAAGCUUCCCGAGUUUGAAGGUUCAGACUUAACAUCUGAGUUGGAAUUUCUUCUGACCAAGAAGUAAACUGCUUUUGUAGAAGUUGAAAUUGGUACAUAGGAAAUAUUAGCUAAAACUUGUAUUAGCGAGCCGGGUGUGGUGGUGCACACCUGUAAUCCCAGCACUUGGGAGGCUGAGGCAGGAGGAUUGUCAUGAGUUGAAGGCCAGCCUGGACUACAUAGUGAGUUCAAGGCCAGCCUGAACCAUAUCGUGAUACCCUGCCUCAAAAAAAAAAAGCAAAAAAAGAAAAACUUGUAUUAGACCAUGGUUCUACUCACAUCUUUUUUUCUCCCCUGGCUUAGCUUACUUUUGUCAUUUGAAUCUGGAGUUUCACCAGUAUCAGUUCCCUCCCCUUUUUACAUUGGUUAUGGGUUACUCACCUUAAGUUGAAAGCAAAAAUACAAGCUUAUUGAGAUUCUUUUUAGAAUAUUUGAGGAGUUGGUGAGGAUUUUCUUUUUUUUUUUUUUUUUUGGUACUGGGGAUUGAACUCAGGACCUUGGAGUUAUGAGGCAGGCACGGUGCUGCUGAGCUAAAUCCCCGGGCCCUGGUGAGGAUUUUCUUGAGAACUCUUAAUUUGUUUUUUGAGACAAAGUCUUGCUAAGUAGCCGUACUGACCUGGAACUCACUGUGUAAUUCAGGCUGGCCUCAAACUCCUGAUCUUCCUGCCUCAGCCAUGCUAUGUGAGAUUUUCAUGUUUGUAUCUACUACAAGUGUAUUCAGCUGCAGAACCAGAAAACUCUGCUAUAGUAGAGUACCGCUACUGUAGAACCUACUGUAGCACUUACUACUAGUAGUGGAAAAACCCACUAUAGUAGUUUAAUCUGAGAGCGUUUGUAUAUUUUAUGCAGUAAGAAGUCCGGAGGGGGCAGUCCAGACCUGAGAAGUGGCCGAGGGACCCUGUCUCCUCUCGUUUUCCCACGUGCCGUGCUAUGUAGACCUUUAUGUUCAUGUUCAUUGUUUUGUGGUUAAAGGGGCUGUCUUUGUCCACAUUGAGGAAGGCAAAAGGUAAAGGGGCUUUCUCCUAGCAAGACUUAGCCUUUUUUGUUGGAAAAGGACAGCCCUCCAUGGCUUUCUGUGUCACAUGGCCAUCCCUAGUUGUAAGUAUUUAAAAUCUAGUAUUGUUUUUUCUUUUCUAGCCUCUGUAGGAGGGAAAUGCAAAAAAGAUGGGAGGCACGAAUGACUUUUGGCUAGCCAAUCCAUGGUGUUGCCACAAGACGCAAAUAUGUCUUAGCCAUUUUGUGAGUGUAAUUUUUGUUGAUUCCUUUCCAGGUUAUUAGUAACCACUCAAAAGCAGUUAUCACUGUUCAGUUACCCUUGUUACAUUUCAGGCGUCUUCUGUGUUGUACAUGUGAAGGUAGAGAUGUUGACAUUUUUAUGAAAGGGCAUUAGUGGAAUUCUCUAUUUUCAGCAUAAUUCUAAUAGUUGAAUUUCAGAAAAUGAUUUGCUUGAGCAAAUUGAAAUUUUUAAGAUUAAGAUUGAGAAGUUUAGUGACUUCUAAUUGCUUACAAAUUGUGCUGUACACAAUUUCCCCCUUAUAAUGCUUCGUCAUUCUUUAUAAUGCUUUCCAAUGAAAUGUAAUCAGAUAACCUAUGAAAUCAGGUGCAUCUAGGAAAGCAUCUAGUUGCAUUAUUUCAGAUACUAAAAGUGAAAUUUCUAAUAGAGUUAAAGAAAAUAUCAGUUGUGAAUAACAAAGCCAGCUUUGUAAACCCUUCCAAAUUACUUCAGAAUCUUUUUGGAUUUAAAAGGCAAAUGACAUAAAUUUGAAUUUCUGGACUAAGCUCUCAGAAAUUACAUUUUUUGGAGUUUAAGAAGGAGACGUGUUCCCUUGCUUUUUUUAAAUUUUUGGUACCGGGGAUCGAACUCAGGAUCUUGCGCUUCUGAGGCAGGCGCAGUGCCACUGAGCUAAAUUCCUGGUCCUUUUUUUUUUUUUUUUGGCAGUACUGGUGUUUGAACCCUGGGUCAUCACACAUUGAGCUAUAUCCCCAACUUUUUAUUCUUUAUGCUGAGACAGGGUAUUGCUAACUUUCCCAGGAUGGACUGGAACUGUGAUCCUCUUGCCUCAGCCUCUCAGAGUGCUAGGAUUACAAGUGUGCUCCACCACACCUAGCUGCUUUGCCUUUUUAAAAGAUAUUUUGUCCUGCCACGUGUGGUAGUGCAUUCCUGUAAUCCCACCUACUCAAGAGGCUAAGGCAGGAGGAUCACAAGUUCAAGGCCAGCCUGGACAACUUAGCAAGACCUAGUCCCAAAAGUGAUUGGGGGUGUAGCUCAGUGUUUCUUGGGUUCAAUCCCCAGUGCCCCCCCCCCCCCAGGCAUCUUGUCCCUUGUAGCAAACAGGAUAUUACUAAACUCUAUUUUCUUGGUUGACCCAUCCUUCUAGAUUAAAAGAGCUUUUCUACCAUCUUUAAUGUUCUCCAUUGUCCUGUUUGAAUUACUUACCUUGAUAACUUUAGCAUAUAAGUGGGAAAAAGUUUAAAAGCCACCUCUCAACAUAGGUACUUUUUUUUUUUGGUACCCAGGAUCAAACUUGGGACCUUGGGCUUACCAGGCAGGCGGCAGAACCACUGAGCUAAAUCCCCAGCCCGGUACUUUUUUUUUUAAUGAAGUGCAAACAGAAACCAGCCAUAGGAUUAAGAAACAUCUUUUGCUUGGGGCUCAGUAAAUCUUAAGUGAGCAUGGUUUUCUGUUCUGUGGGCUAUAGUGCUGGUGUUGAGUAAACUGAAGAGGAGGAAUAGUGAGAUUAUGGAGCAUCUUGCCAUUUUAACUAGGUCUUUUAUUUUUUAGGAUGCUGCGUAUUGAAUCCAGGACCUUGCACAUUCCAGUAUUUUUCUUUUUGCUGAUAAUGUGAGAUCUGGUCUAAGAGCUAUUAUUAAAAAUAAUGUAUUUAUAUUGAUGUGUUGGAUUUGCUUCAAAAUAAUCUGGGGCAAGAGGAAGGAAAUGGGAUAAAGGAGGAGAUGAAACUCAGCCAUGAUUUGGGGUUGCCAAAGUGGGGUGUUGAUUAGAUGGGCAUCUGUUAUUCUCUUCCCUCUAUUUUUGUACAUUUGAAGUUUCCUGCUAAAGUUUUUUAAAAGCGAAUAAAUUACACAUGGUUUUGUACCUGAAUUUAAUUAUGAAUGAUGCUUAUUUCAUGUAUGUCUCAAUAAAAGUCAAAACUAUUUUAA